Messenger RNA from Acyrthosiphon pisum (pea aphid), 1544 nucleotides. RefSeq lists its product as uncharacterized. The coding region runs from base 1 to 1053 and encodes 350 amino acids. NCBI's taxonomy places the organism in Eukaryota, Metazoa, Arthropoda, Insecta, Hemiptera, Aphididae. Gene Ontology annotation, molecular function: transmembrane transporter activity. Gene Ontology annotation, cellular component: membrane. Gene Ontology annotation, biological process: transmembrane transport. The transcript is spliced from 7 exons. The record is from RefSeq and is a predicted model, not a curated record.
AUGACCGGUGGCUGGAUGACGAUGGUCAUGGCCAUAUUCAGUUACAUAGGUGACGUAUCUUCGGUAAAAUACCGUACGCUAAGGAUUGGAAUAGCGAACGUUUUUUACUCCGUAGCCGUCCCCAUCGGCACCGCAUUGUCGGGUGUAUUGUUCCGAGGACUAGGAUUUUACGGUGUGUACACCAUAGCCAUAGUGAUGUACGCAUUUACGAUUUCAUACGGCUGGAUAUUUAUCAAAGAACCAAAACCAGAGACAUGUUUAGAAAGCAAAGAACCACCAAAGUCCAUGUCUUGUUUUUAUUUGAUCGAAGAUUUUUUUAGCCUGAGCAAUAUCAAGGAGGCCAUUCGAGUGACGUUCAAGGAAGGACAGCACAACAGAAGGUUAAGGAUCAUUUCCUUGUUAGUUGUCGUCAUUGUCGUAAUGGGUCCUUUGUAUGGGGAAAUGUCAAUGAUGUACAUGUUUACACGAUUAAAAUUCAAUUGGAAUGAAAUUGACUUCAGUUUGUUUUCCACAUAUGCUAUGGUUACCAAUCUUAUAGGUACGAUGUUUUCAGUUGGUGUGUUCAGUCACAAGUUGGGAAUCGACGACGCCUUAAUUGGAGUAAUGUCGUGUAUGAGCAAAAUAUUAGCAGGAUUUGUUUAUGCGUUUGCCCCUACUGCUUUCAUAUUUUACUUAGCACCACUUGUGGAAAUCAUAAACGGUACAUCGUUUAUUGCUAUGAGAUCAAUUAUUUCCAAGCUCGUGCCGUCCGAUGAGUUAGGCAAGGUGAAUUCAAUAUUUGGCGUUUGUGAAGCUUUGGUACCAUUGAUUUAUGGACCUAUGUACAGUUCUGUGUACAAACACACAUUAAAGACAUUUCCUGGAGCGUUUUUUUUACUCGGUGGCUUGUUAACGGCUCCAGCAGCGAUUAUAUUCCUAUGGAUGUACAACGAACAUCUAAAGGAACGGCGAGUAAAAGAGUCGAUGGCCAGAAGCGGGGUGGAAAAUUCGGAAGAAACACUGCAAAAAGAGAAUAGUUUGGACAUCAGGUUAUCCUCACAAAACAUUGAUUAAAUAAUCUCAUUAAGCAGACAAACACAGCCUUUCAUGAUUUCGAGGCUAUUAUAUGGUGUUGAAUGUUGGACAAUAAAGUACCUAUUUUAAACGGCACACGGAUUAAGCGAUGCAAAUAAGCAAAAUGGCCAAUAUUAUUCACCGAUAAGGCGUUUUUAUUUUUUUGUACUCCUAUUUAUACGUCAUUAUUUUUAAGAUAUUAAAAUAUUUUGUAUCAUUUUUAAAUAUGUUAAGGCGUUUGUGAAAACUAAUUGCUGAACAGUUUAUGAAAAAUGCAUUUACAUUAUGAUACAUCCGUGAUUUGUAUACCAUAACCAUAAUGUUUAAAUUCAAUUACCUAUUUUACCUACUUAUACAAUUAACGUAUAUGAAAAACAUAUAGGUACAGUGAUCAAGGAUUUACAUAAAACGUAGAUUUCAUGUAAUUUGUCAUACAAUAAAAUAGAUCUAGAUGAACAGAAUUGCCAAAGAAUGAGGAGUGAUUUAAAAAA